Molecule: messenger RNA, 1149 nt
Organism: Rotaria sordida
Lineage: Eukaryota; Metazoa; Rotifera; Eurotatoria; Philodinida; Philodinidae
Source: the annotation of a GenBank genome assembly
AUGGCCUCCUAUGCAUCUGCAACACCAAAUAAUUCUUUAAAACAUGUUGAAUGGAUGUGGAAAGCAAAUCCAAAUCCAUUUUCGUCAUCCGAGCCAAUCAUAUGGAAUCAUUAUUCGGAUUUAGAAAAUUUAAUCAUCGAAGAAGCAUUUCAAAGCAAACAACAACGAGCUUUAUUGGAUGAUUAUUAUAUUGAUUUCGAAAGUAAUCUGCAAAUAUCGAACACUGAUGAUUAUAGGCAAAGACCAAUAAAACGGGUCGUGCGCGAGCGACAAGACAAACAUCUACGAGAAACACGUUUUAUGGACCUUCCUGUUAGUACUAAACGUUCGUUUGGUGGUCAAUACGGUUGGACAAGUCCCUUUGUCAUCGAAGUCAGAAGAGACCUGAAACUUCAACCAGAUGACUUACCUUCAAAAAAGCCAAACAUGAUUCCGAUGCUUAUUGAAAAAGCUGCUUGCGGUAUCGUUGAAGAAGGAAAACACAUUGGAAAACAACGAGAAGCCGAAAAAUUAGCUAAAAUGCUAAGAGAAAAGAAGAACGCUGGUAUGGAGGAAGUAUGGAAACUUUGUGUCUAUCUUUACACAUUGGAAAGUUUCCUCUACAAAACAUUGAAUGCAGCAAUGAGAUUAGUUGGAGAUAAAGAACAUGAACAAGUAUGGCGAAGUAAAGUUCGUACAUUAGGUCCAUUCUGUUUACUACUCUGGGAUGAUCCAUUUAAUCAAAAAGUGACAGUUAAAAAGACACUUUAUCGAGGAGCCGAACUGACGAAGAAACAGAUUGCUAAAUAUGAACAUAUGGCCAAAGACAAAAAGGCAUUUGGGUCAUUUCAAGCCUAUACAUCUUGUAGUCGCAAUCAUGAAAAAGCCGAAGAAUUUGGAAAUACAUUAUUCAUUAUGAAAGUGUUGUAUGCCUUUAUUGCUGAUCUCAGUCCAUUAUCUGAGUAUUCUGAAGAAGAAGAACUUAUUACACCAGGUGUUUGCUUUCGGGUUGAAAGCGUUGAAUUCAAACGCAAGACAAAGAAAUAUUUGAUUCACUUGAUACUUCAACAACGAUUUUCAAGUAAGCAAGAAAAUAUUCUUUCUAAUCACAUUUAUAAUAUAAUAAUAACAUUUCAUAAAAUAUUAUUUUCAUUCGAUAUGCUAUAUUAA